GGUCAUCAGAUUCUGCUCCCCGACUCUCCCCCUUCCAUCGACAAACCGACCGUCCGUAUUGUUAGCAUUCAAGCAGAGCCAUCUAUUUUGAAGACGAGGAUCUCAUACAGAUGCGUCUCUUCACAUCCCACCCCACCUAGUCCUCGGAGCUGUCGCCGCGGAAAGAGAAAGACCGCCCACAUUGAACAAAGGGCCGAAUAACGCCUGCAAGUGCUUCGACGCCCGCACCGCCCGCAUCGCUCGCACCCUCACUCCCAAUUCUCGCUCGUCUCCUUCUCGGCCUUACUCCCCGCAAAUCCCCAGACAACGUUUUCCGGGGAAAUCGAUUUCAAUCUCGAAAACAAAGGCCUCGACGACAAGUAGGGCAAGCUCAAUCAGUCCUCGAAACCUGUCGACGACUGCCGUUGCCACGAGGCGGCGGCAUCGCCUGUCUGAACUCUAUCCGUACGAUCCCACGACGCGCACCCACGACCGCCAUCAUGACCGCCGCUAUCAAGCGCGCCUGCGACCCAUGCCACCGGCGCAAAGUCAAAUGCGACGGCUUCAACCCGUGCAAGAACUGCAACAACUCGUCCUUGUCAUGCACCUACAAUGCCAUUCCUCAGAAGAAGGGCCCCAAGGGCUCACGCGCAAAGAUCAUCAGCGAUAUUCGUGAGACGCAACGACACAACAGCCUCCACACCAAGGUGCACGCUCGAAUUGCCGGUGCGCCAUGUACGCCUGCUCCCGAAGGCGUCAAACCGACGCCGGGCUUCUUGACACCUGACGUCGUCAGCGCCUGCAUCAAGUUCUUCUUCGACCACAUGUACGCUCAGAUGCCGAUCCUCGACCAACGUGCCAUCGAGUCUCAGAUCCCAUUCAUGGAGCAGAAUCCCGACACAUACUGUCUCGUUGCCUCGCUCUGCGCUUUUGUCAUGAUGCAGCCUGGCAUGAGCCUACCCGCCAACGAGUACUUCAACUUCGACAUGUACCCUGGCGCCCUUAUUGCCGGCAGUCAGACCAUCAUGGACGAGGUGCUGCGUGUCCGCAAGGGUGUUGACCACCUCGACAAUGUGACACAUAACGCACUGGCAACUACUUUCUUCCUCUUUGGCUGCAACUAUGCCUUGGAAAUGCACAAUCAUGCGUGGUUCUACCUGCGCGAGGGCACGACCCUCAUCCACAUGGCUGGCAUGAACCAGGAAGGCUUCUACGCUACACUUGACAACGUUGAGUCCUCGCGCCGUCGCCGGCUUUUCUGGCUUUUCUUUGUCAUGGAGAGAGCGUAUGCCGUUGGCAAGAACCGCCCCCUGACCUUGCAGGCGACGAUCAAUGUGCCAACCUCGAGCGACGACCAAAGCGACCCCCUCGCAAACCACAUUGGCAACUUCCUGCUCCUUGUGGACGCGUACAAGCCCAUUGACGAUGCGUUCCUCAGCACCUGGCGCAAAACUCACGGCAAUCUGUCCGCCUCGCAUGUCGACAACAUGCGGAAGCAGAUGGGAGAUCUCCUGCGGUCCUACUAUUGCAGAGACUCGAGUUUUGGCGACAUGCACGUGAAUCAGAGUUGGCUCAAGAAUACCGUUUGGCAACUCACCAGCCAGGACUCAUACUCGACCAGCGUGUCGCGCGAUCUCCUCAUGCGGAUGGCCGCGCAAUUCCCCGGGCAGGGUAUGGAACUGAUGAACUCGUCGCUCCUGUCCUCAGUCCUGGAUAUAGUUCACUCGAUGACCGAAUUCCUUGCGGUCCAGCCCGCCUCUCGCGACCCCUUUGCACCUGGGCCCCAAGACAAACUGGCCACGCUGCUCAAUACCGUGGCAUUGUCCCGCAAUGGUGACCACACCUAUCUGCCCGUCCUUCUGACCGAUGUUGCCGAGAUCCUUCCACGACUCGCAACACCCAUGCUCCAGAACGCAGUAGAGGAUCCCAACCUUGCCAAUGUCGACAUCUUUGACGGCUUUGGCACUAGUGGCAUGGCCCAACCUCCUCCCCAGAUGCAGAUGGACAUGGAGACUCCAUAUGAUCAGAAGUUCACCCCCGAGGAGUACGAGCAGCAAUACGCCGCCACCAUGGACCUGAAGCAGCAGCAACAGCAGCAUUCGACGCCUGACUCUCAGGGCAGCAGCAGUCAGCCCCAGCAGUCCACGGCUGAUAUGAAUUCGUCCUUUGUCAGCUCUCCCGGGAUCAUGGCCACGGGCGGCGAUUAUAACACUCAGAUGGGCGGUUUCAAUGCCUGCACGCCCAUGUCGGAGAUUAUGAGUCCGAUGGCGCACCAGCAGCCGCACAUGUCGCAACAACAGCAUCUACACUCCUCCCAUCCCCACCAGCAAACAACCCAACAGCCGCAGCAACAGCAGCCGCCGCAGCCAUACAUGUAUGACGGGAUGAACAUUCAGCACUCUCAGAUGCCCAUGAAUACCAUGCGUCAGCCUCCACCCCAACGGCAGCAUAGCUUCCAGGUGCAGGUGCCAAUGAGAACGGUCGGGGAGUUUCAAGGACUGCAGCCGUCAGGGCAGGACAGCCGGCAGGGCAUGGUGGGGCUUGGGUCGAUGAGCAACGAGAUCGACUUUGGGGCGCUGCAGUAGACGUUUUGAGCUGCGCUGCGCCUGUACUUUAUCUUUUCCCCUUUUCACUCUGUCUUGGUAAAGCGACGGCUAUGAUUUUUUUCUCUUUGACGACGGACACAACCGAUAUUUUCUCUUGUAUCACGGACACAACAUUUUGGGGCCUGGCGUUCUGGGCAUAAUUGGCGACGGUUCUCGGUGUAAUUGAAAGAGAAGGACAUGGGCCGUACAUAGAUGGAUACGUAGCAGUAACUCCGUUUGAACA
Emericellopsis atlantica is the source of this 2808-nucleotide messenger RNA. RefSeq names its product C6 zinc finger domain-containing protein. Gene Ontology annotation, biological process: DNA-templated transcription; regulation of DNA-templated transcription. The record is from RefSeq and is a predicted model, not a curated record. The transcript has a single exon. NCBI's taxonomy places the organism in Eukaryota, Fungi, Ascomycota, Sordariomycetes, Hypocreales, Bionectriaceae. Gene Ontology annotation, molecular function: DNA-binding transcription factor activity, RNA polymerase II-specific; DNA binding; zinc ion binding. Bases 480 to 2564 code for a protein of 694 amino acids.